AUGAAGUUCAUCAUUGGCAUUGGAGGAGUGACCAACGGUGGGAAGACCACUUUGACAAACAGACUACUAAAGACAUUGCCCAAUUGUUGCGUGGUGCAUCAGGAUGACUUUUUCAAGAAACCCGAUCAAAUAGAAGUCGGGGAGGACGGCUUUAGACAGUGGGAUGUGAUCACCGCUCUGGACAUGGAGGCAAUGGUCAAUACUGUGAAAGGCUGGCAGGAAAACCCAGUCAAGUUUGCACGCUCACACGGUGUGACGCUCUCACCCGAAGCAGAAGAAUCCGACUCAGGAGAAAAUGGGAUUCAUAUUCUUAUCGUGGAGGGCUUCCUGAUCUACAACUACAAGCCUCUGAUUGACACCUAUGACAAAUGUUUCUACAUUUCCAUUCCUUAUGAGGAGUGCAAAAGGAGAAGAAGUACAAGAACAUACACAGUCCCCGACCCCCCCGGCCUGUUCGAUGGCCACGUCUGGCCCAUGUACUUGAGGCAUAGGAAAGAAAUGGACAACAACUGCAGCAGAAUAGAGUAUCUUGACGGAAUGACAACGAAGGAAGAUAUCUACAACCAAGUUAUGGAAAGUGUUCAAAACUCAAUGCUGAACACCUUAUAG
Molecule: messenger RNA, 609 nt
Organism: Menidia menidia (Atlantic silverside)
Lineage: Eukaryota; Metazoa; Chordata; Actinopteri; Atheriniformes; Atherinopsidae
Source: the annotation of a GenBank genome assembly